AAACCCUCCUUUUUAUUAAUUUCCAGUUUUUCUCUUUCAUCUCCUCCGUCUCUCUCUCAGAGACUGAGAGAGAUUUUUCGUUCUUUCUUUUCUUCAUUUUUUUCCUUCUAUCUUCCCUUCCUUAAAUAAAAAAAAAACCCUCUUAAUCCUCCUUUAUUUACAUCAUUUGCCACUCUCCCCCUUCAUUUCUCCAUCUUAAUUCAAAACAAAAAUUCCCCCAAAUUAUAAACUUUCAUAUUCUUCUUCUUCUUCUGUUGCUGCUGCUGCUGCUGUAUUUAGGGUUUUCUUUUUAGGUUGUUUUUUUUUUUUGUAAAUAUGGAGAGAUCCGAUGGUAAACUUCCCAGCAGCUUCUCUCAAGCUUCCUCAGAUAAUGCUCUUUUUGAUGCAUCCCAGUACGAAUUUUUUGGUCAAAAUGCUGUGGCAGAAGUGGACUUGGGGGGUUUAGAAGAUGGUGAAGAGGAUUCUCCUGUGUUUGCAUCCACUGAAGAUGAUGAGUACCAUUUGUUUGAUAGAGGAGAGCUUGUAGGUUUAGGAUCAUUGUCUGACAUGGAUGAUCUGGCUAGUACUUUUGCAAAGUUGAAUAGGGUUGUUACAGGACCAAGAAAUCCAGGAGUUAUUGGUGAUCGAUCGGGAUCUUUUUCAAGGGAAAGUUCAUCUGCUGCUGAUUGGUCUCAAGAUGGAGACUACCUAAAUUGGAUGGAUCAGCAUAUGUUCGAUGUAGAAGAUGUUCAAGAAGGCAAGGGAUGGUCCUCGCAACCACUUCUUUCUACAGCUCCUCCUGUCCUGGAACCAAAACCUUUGUAUAGAACUUCUACAUAUCCCCAGCAGCAACCACAGCCACAUCACUUUUCAAGUGAACCGAUCGUUGGAUCUAAAUCAACCUUCACAUCUUUCCCACCUCCUGGUAACAGAUGCGAGCAGUCUUUACCUACUCACCUAAAAAUCCCAGCUCUUACCAGUGGAUCUCAGUCCCCCUUCUCUCCAUUGUCUAACUCUAGUCUCCGUUUGGCUGGUUUAUCUCAUGGAUUGCAUUAUGGUGGUAAUAUGUCUCAGUUAACAUCUCCGGGCCUAUCUUUUAGUAGCAGAUCGCAAAAUCAUUGGGUAAACAAUUCCGGUUUAUUACAUGGAGAUCAUGCUGGUCUUUUGCAUCAUAUGUUGCAACAUCAAAUACCUCAUCAAAAUGGCUUGAUAUCCCCACAGUUAAUGUCACCGCAACAACACAGGCUGCACCAUUCGAUUCAACCGUCUUUGGCACAUUUGACCGCGUUACAAUCUCAGCUGUAUAAUCCUCAUCCUUCUUCGCAUAAAAUGAUGUUUGGAACGGCUGAUCAUAGGGAACAACGGACGAAAUCAUCAAGAAACAGGCAGAGCAUGCGGUUUUCUCAGCAAAGUUCUGAUACCAGUAGCCAGAAAAACGAGAGUGGGUUGGUACAAUUCCGGUCCAAGCAUAUGACUGCUGAAGAAAUAGAGAGUAUUCUUAAGAUGCAACAUGCUGCGACACAUAGUAACGAUCCUUACGUAGAUGAUUAUUACCACCAAGCUUGUCUUGCCAAAAGAUCAUCGGGAUCCAGGGCUAAACAUCUUUUUUGCCCGUCUCACUUGAAGGAAUCACAUUCUCGAUCUCGUAACAGUAGUGGAGAGCAGCAUUUGCAUGUUCAUGUUGAUGCACUUGGGAAAGUCCCCGUCCCUACCAUUCGUAAACCUCGUCCUUUGCUUGAAAUUGAUCCUCCAUUAGUUGAUGGGGGCUCUGAACAGAAAACCGAGAAGCCUCUAGAACAGGAACCGAUGCUUGCAGCUAGGAUCACCGUUGAAGAUUCUCUUGGCCUUCUUUUCGAUGUUGAUGAUAUUGACAGGCUCUUACUGUCUAGUCAGCCCCAAGACGGUGGAGCUCAACUUAGACGGAGGCGGCAGAUCCUGCUUGAAAGUCUAGCACAAUCGCUUCAGCUCGUUGAUCCUCUUAGCAAAGGCAGACAUGCGGUUACCUGUACUCCCAAAGAUGACAUUGUGUUCCUAAGGAUCGUUUCUCUUCCGAAGGGUCGUAAACUCAUCACCAGGUACCUUAAACUUCUCAUCCCUGGAAGUGAGCUUAUUCGAAUAGUAUGCAUGGCCAUUUUCCGUCACUUGAGAUUCUUGUUUGGCGGUCUUUCUUCCGAUCCCGAAGCAGCUGAAACAACUACCAACCUUGCAAAGACCGUUUCCCUAUCUAUCAACAACAUGGAUAUCCGUUCGCUUAGUGCUUGCCUUGUUGCUGUUGUUUGUUCUACAGAACAACCACCGUUCAGACCCCUCGGAAGCCCUGCCGGUGAUGGUGCUUCAGUUAUUCUAAAAUCCGUUCUCGAAAGAGCCACUCAAGUCUUAACUCAUCCAUCCGGAAAUUUCCCAAUGCCUCAUUACACAUUCUGGAGAGCAUCGUUUGAUGAAUUCUUCACUCUCCUCACCAAAUACUGUGUCACCAAAUACGAGUCGAUAAUACAAUCGAUACACAACCAGUCUCUACCAACCACAGAAGUAAUUGGUUCAGAAGCUAUAAGACGUGAAAUGCCUUGCGAGCUCUUACGUGCUAGUCUCCCUCACACCAAUGAAGCUCAAAGAAAGCUUUUAAUGGACUUCUCGCAACGUUCUGUCCCGGAUAACGGAUCCAACUCGCCUGCCGGAAGUAAUAGCCAAAUAAACUCUGAAUCAGAAUUUCAAGGAGGGAGUAUCCAAGAAUGGCAAUGGCAAAGGGGGGAAUUAGUGGUGAGUGAAUGAAUGAAAAGUUGAAGCUUUUUUAUGAUUAUUAUAAUGGUUGCUAUGUUGAUUGAAACAUUUCAAAUGCCAAAGUUGGGAAAGCUUUAGUGGGUUUUAGAAGAAGAAUAUGUACAGGACCUUGGGAAUGGAAUUGGAAAUUUCUUUUUUCUUUUUUUUUUUAAGUUUUAUGUUUAUAUAUAUAAUAUAUACUGUUUCAUUUCAUUAUGUUAGUUUGUGAAGGGGAUUGAUUUAUGAUGAAUGGUGAUGCAAUCUUUUUAAAAUUCUAUUUGUUGGGAACUGAGGGAGCCAAGGGAUUCUUCUUUGAGCAAAACAGAAUCUUGUAAUAAUUGAACAUUUGCUGUUUAAAUAUACUGAAAAUGUUCCUUUGA
Messenger RNA from Gossypium raimondii (Peruvian cotton), 3116 nucleotides. RefSeq names its product protein PAT1 homolog 1. Bases 316 to 2748 code for a protein of 810 amino acids. Lineage: Eukaryota; Viridiplantae; Streptophyta; Magnoliopsida; Malvales; Malvaceae. Gene Ontology annotation, cellular component: P-body. The transcript is spliced from 6 exons. Gene Ontology annotation, biological process: deadenylation-dependent decapping of nuclear-transcribed mRNA; P-body assembly. Gene Ontology annotation, molecular function: RNA binding. The record is from RefSeq and is a predicted model, not a curated record.